AUGUCAACUUGUUCUCGAAAACGUCAGUGCAGUGAGAAUAUCAAUGGAGCCCAGUGCAAACAUUACCAUUAUCCACUAUUGCACAAUGCAAACGCGUUGGUCUUCUCAUCGGUUGCAACAAAUGGAGAGAAUAUGUUACCUACGGUUCGGGCAGAGAUCCUGGGAGCAAAUAACGUCAAGAAAGAAGCUAAUUUCUUACUAGACACUGGCGCUCAAAUCAGCUUGAUACGGACAUCGGUUGCAGAGGAACUUGGGCUUAAGGGGAAAAGGGUCAACAUUACCAUAGCAAAAGUCGAUGCCGUAGGAAUUCCGAAUAUCAGCAGUGAUAUGUCUGUAACGAAGAUCGAUAACGUAGCUAGAGCCUUUGGUAUUCGAAAAGAGGAAAUACGGAGAGGAAGUGGUCCAGUUGAUGUUUUCUUAGGAAUUGAUCACCCAAAAUUCCACACCGGUGAAACUAGAGAAGCCAGCAAUCUUGUCGCAAGACAGUCACCAUUGGGAUGGGUUGUCUUUGGAGCAACAUCGGAAAAGAGCGACAAUGUCAACCAAGUCUUCCAUAUCAAGUGUUCGAACCCGAUCGAUAUGAGUGACUUUUGGACGACAGAAUCGAUGGGCGUGGAAGGGAAAACAUGUUCAUGCGAGAGCAAAAAGUUAAGCCCAGUUGAAGCUUACGAAGCCAAAAUUAUAGAAGAGAGCUGUCAAAAGAUUGGUAAACAAUGGUUAAUUCCAUACCCCUGGGUCAAAGAUGCAAAAGAACUACCGGAUAACCAAAGCCAAGCGAAAAGGAAAUUGGAAACUACUGAACGUCGUUUAGCCAAAAAUCCAAACCAUGCAGAAGCGUAUGACAAACAGAUGAGAGAAUUGAACGAAAUGAACUUCUCUAGAAAAGUAUCAAGUGAAGAAUUAAAGACGUACAAAGGACCAAUCCAUUACAUAUCACACCACGAGAUCGUCAAACCCGAGAAAAAGAGCACCCCCAUACGAAUUGUUUUCAAUUCCUCAGCAUCGUAUAAAGGGCACCGCUUGAACGACUAUUGGAUGAAAGGACCCGACUUACUGAACAAUAUGUUAGGAGUGCUUCUACGAUUCCGAGAAAACAAAGUGGCUAUCAACGCAGAUAUAUCCAAGAUGUAUCACAGAGUCCUAAUUCCUGAAAGAGACCAACAUGUGCAUCGAUAUCUUUGGAGGAACAUGGAAACGAAUCGAGAGCCGGAUGUUUAUGUGAAAACAGUCUUGACAUUCGAAGACAAACCUGCACCAGCAAUGGCACAGACCGCUCUGCAGAAGACCGCCGAAGAAGGACAGAAACGCUAUCCCGAAGCAGCUGAAGUCAUAAGAAAAAACACCUACAUGGACGACAUAUGCGAUUCCGUGAACUCAGAAGAAGAAGCUAAGAAAAUCACGGCAGAAAUUGAUGAAAUCCUUCGCAACGGUGGCUUUAAUGUCAAGGGCUGGAUAUCAAACCGACCAUUGAAGAAGGAUAAAGAAAGAACUGUUAAAAAAAAGGAAUCGGACUUAAAGCUCCUACAUGGUUCAUGUGAAGAGAAAGUCUUGGGAACGGUCUGGGACCAUUACGAAGACGCAUUUGGGUUUAAAGUAAAUACUCCUGAACUGACCAAAUUUACGAAGAGAGUAAUUUUAAGUCAAGUAGCUCGAAUCUACGAUCCCCUGGGAGCAGCUGCAGCUUUCCUGAUUCGUGCCAAAAUAGAAAUGCAAAAACUCUGGCUAGAAGGAUUACAGUGGGAUGACGAACUACCAAAAAGACUCCAAACCGCGUGGAUUCGAUUCUUCCAAGAGAUGAACGACUUAAACAGCGUCACCUUUGAAAGGUCCCUUACACCAGAGACAGUGAUUGGAGCCCCUGCACUAUGUAUCUUCUCUGAUGCAUCGAUUGAAGCCUUUUGUGCCUGCGCCUAUAUCAGAUGGGAGAUAGAGACCAACACCUUUGCAACCAGAUUUAUCGCAGCGAAGUCAAGAGUAGCCCCACUGAAGUCGUUGACUAUACCUCGCUUAGAGCUACAAGCAGCAGUCCUGGCAGUACGAUUAUGUUCUUCCAUUCUUGAAGAGUCUCGAAUGCAGUUUGUAAAGAUAAUCUUCUUCUCAGACAGCCAUAUUGUCCUUUCUUGGAUUCGAAACCAACCCAGAGAAUUUAAACCGUUCGUUUCAGCUCGAAUUGCCGAAAUCCAGAGCAAGUCUAAUCCAGAACAGUGGAGGCAUGUCCCUGGGGAGCAAAAUGUCGCUGAUGAUGUAUCGCGAGGAAUAACUGCACUACAGUUAACCGGCAGAUGGAAGUAUGGUCCCGAGUUCCUGAAGUUACCUGAAGAGGAAUGA
Molecule: messenger RNA, 2328 nt
Organism: Dendronephthya gigantea
Lineage: Eukaryota; Metazoa; Cnidaria; Anthozoa; Malacalcyonacea; Nephtheidae
Exons: 2
Coding region: 1-2328 (775 amino acids)
Biological process (GO): proteolysis
Molecular function (GO): aspartic-type endopeptidase activity; nucleic acid binding
Source: RefSeq, a predicted model, not a curated record